CACGUUCGCCCCCAAUACAAAACCCUCCCUCCGCUCCGCCUCUCUUCCUCUCUCUCCUCCUUCCAAACAAAACCCUAGACGUCUCCCGGGCGUGGGAGAUCAGAGGGGUUAUUUUUGAUAUAUUCUGGUCUCGUCUUCGAUCGCCGGAAGCGAUGGAGAUGCCGCAGGACGAUUUGGAUCGGCUCGUCUUCUUCGAGCAUGCCCGCAAGUCCGCCGAGGCCGCCUACGCCAAGAACCCCCUCGAUGCCGACAAUCUAACACGGUGGGGAGGCGCGCUUAUCGAGCUAUCACAAUUUCAAACUGGAGAUGAUGGUAUAACAAAUGAUGCUGUAUCGAGACUGGAGGAAGCCUUGGAGGUGAAUCCGAGAAAGCACGACACACUCUGGUGCUUAGGAAAUGCCCACACUUCUCAUGCAUUCUACACUCCUGAUCACGAGCAAGCAAAGCUUUGUUUUGAAAAGGCGGAGCAAUGUUUCCAGCAGGCGGCGGAGGAGGAUCCCGGAAAUGAGCUAUAUCGCAAGUCAUUGGAUUUAUCAGCAAAGGCACCUGAGCUGCAUUUAGAGAUUCAAAGGCAGUUGGCUGGUCAACAGACUUCAGCAGGAGUGUCGUCUGCAGGAACCUCCUCUACUUCAAAUGUGAAGAUGUCCAAGAAAAAGAAAAGCAGCGACCUCAAGUAUGACAUCCUUGGAUGGGUUAUCCUGGCAGUUGGCAUUGUGGCCUGGGUAGGGAUGGCCAAAUCUCAUGUUCCGCCCCCUUCCUCCUAGGUGAAAGGCCAGCUCUUUAUAGUUCACUCCUCCAACGGAAGCUUGCAGCUUUUUAGUACUUGGAUUUUGAGGUUCCUAUGUCCAAGUAAAUGACAGGUUGUCAAGGCUGAGGUGGAGAAAAUAGUCUACACCUAUAGCUUGCUUAAAUCACUUUGUGACAGUUCUAUUCUUUCUUGAGCCAGUCAUCAUAUUCCUUGUUAACUUGCGCAUGUUUUAAAAUUCCUUAUAUCCUUUAAUUUUGUUUUGAUGCAAAGAAGCCUUUUGUCACCUUAGCAAGUUUAACAGGGCUGUUUUAUUUGCAAUAAUGAUCUCUUUCCUUUUCUAUUUACCUUAAUUUAAGUAGUCUUGUACGAGAGGCUGUAGAGUUGUAGCAGAUCCUGAAUUAUCGGAAUCUUGAUUUUUACAUCAAAAUGGGGCUUCUUUUAUUGUUGCAGUUAUUUUUAUCA
This is a messenger RNA of Phoenix dactylifera (date palm), 1210 nucleotides long. The record is from RefSeq and is a predicted model, not a curated record. NCBI's taxonomy places the organism in Eukaryota, Viridiplantae, Streptophyta, Magnoliopsida, Arecales, Arecaceae.